UAGGGUUAGGGUUGAGAAGGAGAAGGGGCAAUGGCGGACGAGAAGCUUGGUUCCAGAGGACAGGCUUGGUUUUGCACCACUGGGUUGCCAAGCGACGUCGUGAUAGAGGUCGAACGCAUGAGCUAUCAUCUCCACAAGUUUCCAUUGAUGUCGAAGAGUAGAAAGCUUCACCUUCUGAUAACCGAGCACGAGAAAGAAGAGGACGAUGAUGGAGAGAUCGAAGAAGAGGAACUACACCACAUCAAGCUCUCUGACUUCCCCGGAGGCGCUGAGACCUUCGAGGCCGCCGCGAAAUUCAGCUACGGUGUCAAGAUCGAGCUCACCGCCUGGACCGCCGCCCCGCUCCGCUGCGCCGCAGAGUACCUCGAGAUGACGGAAGACUUCUCGGAGGACAACCUGAUCUCCCGCACAGACCGAUUCAUCGCUCAAUCAGUCCUCCGGAACAUCAGGGACUCGAUCAAAACCCUAAAAUCCUGCGAAAAUCUCAUGCCACUAGCGGAGGACCUCGGCAUUCCCCAGCACUGCGUGGAUGCCAUCGCAGCAAAAGCCUCCGCCUCCCCAGAUCUCAACUCCCUCUUCGGCUGGCCAAUCAGAGAACGCACAGAUCCCAAGGCCAUUCUCUGGAACGGGAUCGAAGUCGGUGGCCGCCGGAAAAGCGAGAUCCGGCAACCGGAACCAUGGUUCGAGGACCUCACGAUGCUAAGCCUCCCUAUCUACAAACGCGUGAUCGCCGCCAUGAAAGCUCGGGAUCUCAACCCCGAGGCGAUCGAAGGAUCACUGAUCUCCUACGCAAAGAGCUCGAUCCCAGGCCUCUCACGCUCCAGCCGUAAGCGCGCGGGUGCGGCGGCGACGCCGCCAUUGUCGUCGGAGACGGAGCAACGAGAGCUCCUGGAAAUCAUAAUUACGAAUCUAACCUCCGAGAAGAGUUCGAGUCUGAUCACCACCCAGUUCCUCUUCGGCCUUCUGAGAACCGCCAACAUCCUCCGUUCACCGGCUGCCUCGAGAUCCGCACUCGAGAAAAAGAUCGGCGCGCAAUUGGAAAACGCCACGCUGGACGAUCUUUUGAUGCCGAGUUACUCGUACCUCGUCGAUAUGUUGUAUGACGUGGAGUGCGUGGAUAGGAUCGUGGGGUACUUCGUAGAGCGGCAAGAGGGGACAUCGGCGAUUAUUCACGCCGAGGAGGUGGUCGGGUCACCGCACAGUGAGAAUACCGCGAUGAUCGCGGUGGGGAAGUUGAUGGACGGGUAUCUGGCGGAGAUCGCAUCGGACGCGAAUCUCAAAGCGGAUAAGUUUUGUGAUCUGGCGCUGUCGUUGCCAGACCACGCCCGUGUCUACGACGAUGGGCUAUAUCGCGCCACUGAUCUCUAUCUCAAGGCGCAUCCGGGGCUGAGAGAGGACGAGAGAGAGAAGGUGUGCGGCGUGGUGGACUGCCAAAAGCUAACACUAGAGGCAUGCACACACGCGGCGCAGAACAAUCGCCUCCCUCUUCGUGCAGUAGUGCAAGUGCUUUUCUUCGAGCAGCUUCAGCUCCGACGAGCCGUCGCCGGAACAAUAAUCGCUGCAGACGUGGCCAGCAGCGAGCCACAAGCGGCGAGGUCGGAGGAUAGUGUUAGUGUAGUAGCGGAGGGGGAGACGUGGAGAUCAGCAGUGAGAGAAAACCAGGUUUUGAAGCUGGAUAUGGACAGCAUGCGAAGCCGAGUGCAUGAGCUCGAGAGGGAGUGCACGAGAAUGAGGCGCGCGCUGGAGAGGAUGGGCUCUGGUGCGGGCGCUGCGCGCGCUGGAGCGCUCGGUGGGAUUGCGCGCAGGCUCGGGUGUCGGUUUGCCACGCAAGUGUGUGACUCUCGUGAGCGUACGGUUGUUCAACCAAGAAAGACCAAGCAGUGAAUGGUCAAGAAAAUGUUUGGUUGUCCUUGGAAUGGCAUCAUUGCUCUUGUA
Dioscorea cayenensis subsp. rotundata (Guinea yam) is the source of this 1935-nucleotide messenger RNA. RefSeq names its product BTB/POZ domain-containing protein At5g66560-like. The transcript is spliced from 3 exons. Gene Ontology annotation, molecular function: protein binding. The record is from RefSeq and is a predicted model, not a curated record. NCBI's taxonomy places the organism in Eukaryota, Viridiplantae, Streptophyta, Magnoliopsida, Dioscoreales, Dioscoreaceae. Bases 31 to 1884 code for a protein of 617 amino acids.